This is a messenger RNA of Brassica napus (rape), 3109 nucleotides long. RefSeq names its product la-related protein 1C-like. Gene Ontology annotation, molecular function: RNA binding. Bases 1467 to 2765 code for a protein of 432 amino acids. The record is from RefSeq and is a predicted model, not a curated record. Lineage: Eukaryota; Viridiplantae; Streptophyta; Magnoliopsida; Brassicales; Brassicaceae. The transcript is spliced from 6 exons.
AACAAUUGAGUAUAACUAAGAGAACUCUAAAACAAUGGAGAAAAUUCUAAUGAGCAACUGAAAUAAAUAAAAAACACGAAACCUUUAGAUUUCAAACAAACAUAUCACUGAGACACUGACCGUAAACGAUUAGCAAUUCCCUAAGAAUGAAAGUGUGUAACAGGAAUCGUACCAUCCUAGAAUCGGAUUAAAGCAAUUCAAGUCAAGGCAAGUUAAGUAGCAAGUAGAGCAAAAAUGUCUGAGUACUUGGCUUGUGUUCAGCCCUAGGUACCAAACAAAUAAGAAAUCAUAAUUAUUUGAACAGAAAUUUUUUUAGUUACAGAUUGUUUUGGUUGCCCUGUGAUUGUACCAAUGGUGUCCGUGAACUCAAAGCACCUGGAGUCUCGGCAAUGUUUCCUCCUGUGUUUAUUUUUGCUAAUGUAUCUUUUCUGCUCUUGAGGUCCUUUUUGGUCGAGAUUGUGAAGAAUCUGACUUAGCAGCUCUUUGUUGACCAAGUCUUGAAACCGAUAUGAUUUUGCAGUUUAAUUUUCUAGCUGUGGACAAACGUCAUUAGAGUUGCCUUUUGAGUAUUUAUAUGCAUUAAGGUUGCUUCUCUAAUGCUGAGUCAGUAUAUUAUAUUCGACUUCUUGCGCCCAAACCUGUUCUAGUUGUUUCGAACAACAGUUUUAGAGAGCCAAGUAAAGCCUUUCUGAUGGUGAGUCAGUAUAUUAUAUUAUCUCUACAGGUUUUCUGUCUCUUCAACACAUUUAUGUUAGCCGUUGAGUUCUCCUCCAAUUAUAAUCGUUUGUCUAUAUAUCCAUUUUAAAUGAUGAAACAUAUUAGGUUGUAUGAAAUAUUUCUGAACCGUAUGAUCUUGCAAAAGAUCUGUAAUCUAUAAAAUAUAUCAUACAAGAUUUCCUUUUUUUUUAAGAUUUUAUUUACAUGAUAAGUCUUUAAAAAUAUUCUAGAUAACAUUAGGCAUUUACAUUUCAAUCCUCACAAAUACUUAUUACCCAAUCAGAUCUCACCGUUUAGAAACUCAAAAUAUUGAGUGUGUUUUCUUUAAAAAUAAAUUUAAAGAUUUGUCAAAACUUUUUUUUGUAGUCAGAGUAUACCGAAUCGAUUAAGAGAUAAUCAUCUAUUAAUCUUGUUGAAGACUUAGAAAAGUAAUUAAUAAAUCUUUUCUUUUGGGCGGUAGCCGAAUGCCAUUAGGAUUCUUUUUCUUGUAGAUCUCCAUAUAUAUAACAAAAACAUUAAAAACUAAAGAAGAAGGGAGACACUCGUUUCCAUCUUCUGAGAAAUUUGUUGGUUAGUUCCCAGUUUUCCUCUUUUGCAUUGUACUUUCCUCUUGUCAUAAUUUCUCAGAUGUUUCCUGAUUCUUUCUUAUACCUAUAUUUAAGAGAUUUUGUCUUUUUGUGCGUGUGGGAUCAUAGAUGUGUACUAAGACACUGAUCAGAGUUUCAUAGAAAGAAGCCUAACUAGAGACGAUGUCUAUAGCUUCUGAAACCACGGCUCUUUCUGUAUCCUCUGCUUCACCUACAAAGAUCAUGGAGAAGGAGAAAUCAGACAACUCUGAGAUGUUCCAGGGUAAUGCAGAAAAGAAACCGGCUUGGAACAGGCUCUCUAAUGGAGAAUCUGGGAUCAAGCCAGUCAUGGUAGCUUCGUCAUCGUGGCCAUUGCUUUCAGAGGCAGCGAAAGCAGCUUCUUGUUCAUCCUCUGAUUCGUUAAAAAGUCUUUGCUGCGAUGGAUCUUCAUCAUCGGUCUCUUCGUUCUCCAAGCGACGUAGUAUACUUGCGGAACUAGAACCAAUGGAACAAACAUUAACUGAUGCGAUUAGCAACAUUAACCAAGGAGCGGUUGCUCAAGCUUCAGGUUGUCCUUUACCAUACACUUCUCCUAGCAGUUAUAACCAAAGGAACAUGUUUGCAUCACAGUCCCAUGUCCGUGCCCAAAACCAACAUCAACAGAAUUCAAACAACAACCAAAAUGUUAGCUAUCUUCCUCAUCAAAGUCACCGAGGUGGACACAAUCAGGAACAUGUGAAUCUUCCAAGAAACUUUAAUGGUCUAGGCGGAUUUGUAAGACCAUCACCACCACUACUUGUGCCACCAGUCUAUGCUCAACAUAUGCCACCUCAACCAUUUUAUUAUCCUCUAGAUUUUACUGGCUUUCCACCACAGAUGAUGUAUCAUCCUCAUCGCAUGCCCUUCAUGGAGCCUCCUCCUGUCUUGUUUCCACGUCAAAAUCCAAACCGCCGCAUGCCCUCCAUGGAGCCUCCUCCUGUCUUGGUCCCAUCUCAAAAACCUUCCUUAAAAACCAAGACAUUCAAUCAAGUUCAAAAAGCUCCCCUUAAAACCAAGAUAGCGAAUCAAGUUCAAAAAGUUCCCCUUAAAACCAAGAUACUAAAUCAAGUUCAAUUUUAUUUGAGCGAGGAUAAUUUACCGAAUGACGUAUAUCUUCGCAUGCGCAUGAAUGAUGAAGGCUUUGUUCAUAUAGAGUUCAUUGCUGGAUUCAAUAAGCUUAAAGCACUGACAAGUAAUAUCCAGCUUAUAUUGGAUUCUCUACAAGGUUCUGAUAUGGUUGAAGUCAAGGGCUAUGAAAUAAGAAACGGAUGUGUCUGGAGAAAAUAUGUAAUGCCUCACAACUGGCGGACUACAUUUUAUCCGAGCCAAGAAUAUGUAAUGGCUAACAACCAUCAACACAUGCAGCUUGAGCAAAAACCAGAAGUGGGAUCAAGUUCAAGCAAUCAAAAUGAUGAUAACAAUAAUAAUAAUUUGGUUGUAUGAUGUCUUCAAAUCAAAGCUGAAGGAGUUUGCUUCUGCAUAUAGAGGAUUGUGAUACAUUUAUUUGAAGCUACCAUCAUUUGGAAGUAAAUUAACAUCGCAUCUUAAACAACCAAAAAACACUGAAAAAGGAGUGUCGGGGAAACUUAAAGUUUGCUAUGAUAACACUCUGAUAUGUAUUUUUUUCAGGUUUUACAUAAAUUAGGAUUAACAGAAGUAGACAUUUUUGGUAAUUGGGGAUGAUUUCAUAUAUUAGUCUGAUUUAGUUUUAAUUAUGGUCUGUUUUGGAAUUGAUUAACCCGCUUUUUUGUUUGUUUAUUCAGUUAAUUAUAUACUUCACUUUUCUA